GAAGUAGAAGGGGAGGAGACAAAUUUGAGUUCAGAGCGUGAACCACUGCUUUCAGUGAUCGGAGGGCCGGUGAAGUAUUGUACAGUAUUCAUACGUGCCUCGCUGUGACAAAAGUAAGCCGGGACAACACUGAUAUCACCAAAGGAUCGGGAAUCAAGCGCGCUAUUGCUGGUUUUGAUUGACUGGAACUAUAUCCAAUGGAGCUACAACAUGUAAUUGGGUCAGGGGAUCUUUGACCUGAAAUGUAAAGUUUGACCUUGUCCAUGUCACGUGAGACAGAGCCAAAGCCCUACCUGUACAAGGGCGAGUCUGAGUCCCCGUGUGGCUCCAUGUCUCACCUGCACCGCAUGGGCGUUGCAUCUGAGGGGAGUGACAGCAGUCGCGACCCACUCAGUUCUCCGAGGCCUCAAGCACAGAUGCAUGAGGAAGUGGAGAUGGGCGGAAGUGGCUCUAGUGGAAGUGGCACAGAAUCUCACAGUAACGAGUCCCACAGUAAUGAAUCACAUGGUAAUGAAUCUGUGGGGAGUUCCAGUGGAAACGGAAAAGAUUCUGCAAUCAUGGCAUCAUCAGGGAGUAACAAGAGCUCAAACUCUCAAAGUUUUUCCCCUCCCAGUAGCAACAAUGCAUUCAGCUUGGUCAGUUCAGAGCUAGACAACCCAUCAACCAGCGGCUGCAGUAGUGAACAGUCAGCAAAGGCUAAGACUCAGAAGGAGCUUUUUAAGACCUUAAAAGAGCUGAAAUAUCACCUCCCUCCUGACAAGCGCAGCAAAGGCCGGGCAAGCACACUUCACACUCUCAGAUAUGCCCUACGAUGCGUCAAAGAAGUCAAAGCCAAUGAAGAGUACUAUCAGAUGCUUAUGAUCAAUGACAGUCAGCCCUCAGGUCUGGACGUGUCCUCAUAUACUAUUGAAGAAAUCAACAGUAUUACCUCAGAAUAUACCCUCAAAAAUGCUGAUAUUUUUGCAGCUGCGGUGUCCCUGAUCACAGGAAAGAUCAUGUACAUUUCGGAACAGGCUGCAGGGAUCUUGAACUGCAGAAAAGAUGAGUUCAAAGACAGAAAGUUUGUAGAGUUUCUGACACCUCGUGAUGUCAGUGUGUUCUACAGUUUUACAACACCAUACAGACUUCCAUCUUGGAGCAUGUGCACUGGAACAGAGUCAUCGACUGAGUUCAUGCAGGAGAAAUCCUUCUUCUGUCGUAUCAGUGGUGGUAAAGAGAAGGAAGGAGAUCUGCAGUACUAUCCAUUCAGGCUGACCCCAUAUUUAAUGAAGGUUCAAGAGUCAGAGCUCUCUGAGGAACAUUUCUGCUGCCUCAUAUUGGCUGAGAGAGUUCACUCUGGAUAUGAAGCACCAAGAAUUCCACCUGAUAAGAGAAUCUUCACCACAACACACACGCCUAACUGUGUGUUUCAAGAUGUUGAUGAAAGGGCGGUGCCUUUGUUAGGAUUUCUGCCUCAGGACUUGAUUGGGACAUCUCUUCUGUUACACCUGCAUCCCAGUGACAGACCUAUAAUGCUGGCAGUGCACCGGAAAAUUCUGCAGUAUGUUGGGCAGCCCUUUGAUCACUCCUCGAUCCGAUUCUGUGUGAGAAAUGGAGAAUAUAUUACUCUAGACACAAGCUGGUGUAGCUUUGUAAACCCAUGGAGCCGCAAGGUGUCCUUUGUUAUUGGACGACACAAAGUUUGCAUGGGUCCAAUAAAUGAGGAUGUGUUUUCAGCUCCGGCUUUUACAGAGGAAAAGAUCAUGGAUUCAGAUAUACAGGAAAUUACUGAACAGAUUGAAAGACUGCUUCUACAGCCGGUCCACAGUAUGGGGUCUAGCGGUUAUGGGAGUCAUGGCAGCAGUGGUUCUCAUGAGCACCCGCUGAGCAUAGCAUCCUCUAGUGACAGUAAUGGAAAUGGAAACACAGCAAACAGUGGGAGCAAGAUCAACGGAAAUACCAGAAGGGAAGAGGGCAAAAGCAAACCAAGGACAUUUCAGGAGAUUUGUAAAGGAGUUCACAUGAUGAAAGCUCAGGAACAGCAAGGCUCCUCUUCAAAAGCAGAACAGAAAAAGUCUUUGGACAUGUCUUUAGCAGGGUUCAGGUCUCCUGUUGUAAAGCAGAAAGGACCUGCCUCAAUGGAGGAACUCGAGAACCAUACAAUGUGCUCAUACCAGCAAAUCAGCUGUCUAGACAGUGUCUUCAGAUAUUUGGAGAGCUGUAACGUCUCAAACACAGUAAAACGGAAGUAUCAGUUUUCCUCAAACACCACCUCCUCAAAUUCAGACGAGGACAAGAACGCUUCGGAUGCCAGUCUACAGCAGACCAAUGAUUCUCUAGGUAUGGAAGGAACAUCUUUAAUGUCUAUAAAAACCAAUGAAAAGCCUCCGCCAGGUCCUGCCCCAGGUCGUGUUAUUGGAGGACCUUUAUCUCCUUUGGACCUAGCCAGCAAAGCAGACAGUGUGGUUUCUCAAUGUUCCUACAGCAGCACAAUUGUACAUGUGGGAGACAAAAAAACACAGCCAGAAUCAGAAAUCAUUGAGGAUGCUGCAGAAAGCCCAGUCCCUUCUGUACCUGUUAGUGUGAUUUCCCCACCCACAGUGGAGCAGGAAGCCUAUAAGAAGUUGGGACUCACAAAACAAGUGCUGGCAGCGCACACACAGAAAGAAGAGCAAGCAUUUCUCAGUCGGUGUAGGGAACUUCGGAGUGGUCAAGCCCGUCAGAAGGAUUGCCCACUUAGCACACAAAGAAACCAAGGAAAGGCUGCCGAGGGAGCUUGUAGAUCCAAAGCAGGAGCAGGUGUCCCUGUUACACAGGCCACCACCAAGAAAAUCUGGCGCACCAAAAAGUCAAAGAAAGCACGCACAAAACAUCCUGAUUCAUCAGAUAAUGCUGCGUCUCAGCACAGACCUCUUCCACCUCUGCAUGGUUUAAACCAGACAUCUUGGUCCCCCUCCGAGACAUCGCAGUCUGGGCUUUCAGUUCCAUUUACAAAUGUGGUUCCAGGAUAUCCUCUCUACCCUGUAGUUCCCUCUGUUGCCCCACCCCAAGCCCCUACAGGAGUAGCAGAGUCCAAGAACACUCAGGCCACGCCCUCUACGGCUACAUAUCCUACGCCAUUAGCCACACCAGUUGUAGCAUUUUUUUUGCCCGGUUUUGUGUUGCCACAGAUAGGCACAGCACCUCGCUCUCCAUUCUGUGCUGAUGCUCAGCAAGCCUACAGUGCACUCUUUCAGACCCAGCAAGCCUACAAUACCCAGCAACCCUUGCAGCCUAGUCUACACCGGCCAACAAGCAUUUCAGCCGCAACAAGCCUACAGCACCACACAGCACCUUCAAAACCCUCAAGGCUGCAGUACUCACCAUUGCUUUCAGACCCAUACCUCCUUCACUUCCCAGCAGCCAACAUUUACACCCCAGACACAUUUUCAGUAUGGAAUGGCAUCUGACCCAAAACACUCCGCCAUUGAGUCCACAGAGCGUCCUUCUCCUUUGCCACCCUCUCAAUCCCCCCAAGUUUUUGAGUCUCGCUGUAGUUCUCCAUUGCAGCUAAACUUGCUUCAGAUGGAGGAAAAGCAGGAAUCUCAUACCACAG
Cyprinus carpio (common carp) is the source of this 3574-nucleotide messenger RNA. RefSeq names its product period circadian protein homolog 2-like. Gene Ontology annotation, molecular function: transcription corepressor binding; transcription cis-regulatory region binding. Gene Ontology annotation, biological process: entrainment of circadian clock by photoperiod; negative regulation of transcription by RNA polymerase II; circadian regulation of gene expression. The record is from RefSeq and is a predicted model, not a curated record. Lineage: Eukaryota; Metazoa; Chordata; Actinopteri; Cypriniformes; Cyprinidae. Gene Ontology annotation, cellular component: nucleus; cytoplasm.